Messenger RNA from Pseudomyrmex gracilis, 3221 nucleotides. Its product is annotated as SET and MYND domain-containing protein 4-like. Gene Ontology annotation, molecular function: protein binding. Bases 390 to 2675 code for a protein of 761 amino acids. The record is from RefSeq and is a predicted model, not a curated record. The transcript has 11 exons. Lineage: Eukaryota; Metazoa; Arthropoda; Insecta; Hymenoptera; Formicidae.
CAGCGCAUGCACAUGUCACUGCAUGUCGUUACGUGUGUGUAUGUGCAGUCAGUCGAUGUAACAGAUUUUCUAACCUCGAAAGUCUGCAGCUUCAACGCUCGAUAACUCGCUUCGAGGAGGAAGAGCGACGGUUUUCUUGUUGGAUUUUUUAGUUUCGCGCAACGAAUCAAUCUAAUUUUAUCAAUAUUGGCACCGGUGGUAUUGUUUUGAAUAACACAAUUCGUUUUCGUCUUCUCGUCGCGUCACCGAAAGACAUACACAACGGCAUGCGUGAGACGUGCACGUAAAUUUUUCAUUUGUGAUUCGCGCCUGUGAACGUACUUUUCGUUGUCUAUCGGCGAGAAAGAUCGUGCGAGACGCCGCUGCGCUUUGUAUUUUCGCCAGCGACAAUGGUGCGUAACGUGAGAACCACGGCCGAGAUGCCCUGGGACACCUUGGUUUCCAGCCUCAGCUGUAUGCUGAAGAACAGUCCUCUUGACGGUGAUGGAAACGGUUUGAAAUGCGAAACCCAAGUGAUCACCCGUUUGUUGUCCGACGAGGUGGUUGUAAAAUCUGUGAAAGCAUGGCUGAAGAAUCUUUACAACAAAAAAGAUAAAAGGGAAGACAAAAAGAAUUUGGAAGUAUCGAGAAUAUUCAAGUCAUGUGGAUACAAGGAGUUUCAAUCGAAAAAUUAUGCCGUGUCAGUUCAGUCGUAUACAAAAAGCGCGGUAUACGCUCCAUCAGGCAGUGAGGAUUUGCCGGUGGCAAUCGCAAACAGGUCAGCCUCUCUGUUCUAUUUGGACAGAUGGCAGGACUGUAUUGAAGACAUCAAACUGGCGAUUAAAUUAGACUAUCCUAAAAGUUUGCGCUAUAAACUGUGCAUUCGUGCGGCACAAUGUUACAUAAAACUAGGCAAGAAGAGAGCUGCUGAGGAAGCUAUUGUUCAAGCUCAUGAAAUAAUAAACGAGUUUAUUGUUCCGGGUGAAAAGAAAGCUCGAUUGGAGGAGCAAAUCAGUGAGAUACGAACGAAGAUAUCGUGCAUGGAAGAUAACGUAGAUGACGUGGACACCACAAAAUCUUUACUGCCAGAAGUCGCAUUUGGCGAAAAUCCCAAUUUUCGUUCCGCAUCGCAGGCUAUAGAAGUAAAACACACGUCCAAGAAAGGAAGACAUAUUGUAGCUAACAAGAAGAUAAAAAAGGGACAGAUUCUUAUUGUUGAGAAGGCGUUCGCGUUUGUUUCGUUAAUCUACGAUAAUAACGACAAUGUUUGCCAUAAUUGUUGCCGAUCGUACGACGAUACUCCUAUGCCAUGUACAGAGUGUAUCGAUACGAAAUAUUGCAAUAUGAAUUGUUUGGAUGAGGCGUCUUCGUCUUACCACCGAUGGGAAUGUCCUGGCAAUCAGAUGGGUCUUUGGCAAGAGAUCGGAGUGGCGUAUUUGGCCUUGAAAGUAUUAUUUAAAUGCGCGACUACGACCGAUAGAUUUAACGAAGUUCAACAACUGGUGACCAAUCUCGAUAAACUAACACCCACCGAUGUUAUUUCGUACGGGAUUACGGCAGUCAUGCUUAUGAUGUAUCUGUCACAUUACACCGAGUUUUUCAGACAUGUCAAUAUCAAAGACUGCUUGGUCAUGAAGUUCAAAUACAACGAUUUAAUAACGACCAAUUGUUACUUCUCGAACGCGAACUUUGUAACGGAGACCGAUGAGGUGUACAUAAGUUCUUUAAUACUGAGACAUAUAUUGCAAAUUAUUUCGAACGGGUACGCUAUUACGAAGAUAAACACGACGACGGACAAAGACAGGGACAAUCUGUAUACUCUGCAACAAGACAGAAUAGCCACCGCAAUUUAUCCAUCCGCAAGUAUGAGCAAUCAUUCUUGUGAUCCGAAUAUAAUUAACAGCUUCAUAGAUCAAUAUUUGAUAAUUAAAGCCACGAGAGAUAUCGAAGAGGGUGAGGAAGUUUGUCACUGUUACGGAAGUGAUUUCAGAAGAGUUCCGAAAGCAGAAAGGCAGGAAAUGCUAGAAAGUCAGUAUUGCUUCGUAUGUGAUUGUCCACCGUGCAGCGUACCAGAAUAUGAAUAUUUUAUGAAAAAAUUUACGGCAAUGAAGUGCCCUCAAUGCAGCGGGCCGUUGAGUGACAUCACCACCAGCUCUUACAGUUGCUUGGAUUGCGGAGCCGAUAUCUUCGAAGUUAAUUACGUGUUUAAAUUGAGACAAGCUCAAGCUCGUUUUGACGAAGCCGAGAUUUGCAUGGAAAACGGACGGUACGAAGAGGCUCUGGUGCAUUUGAAGGAAUGCUUCUAUCUCAGAAGAGAUGUGUUGUACAAGUAUCACGAGGACAUUACAGUAACCAUGGAUGUUAUCGCGAAAGUAUACAGCGGAUUGGAGCAAUGGUUGAACGCCAUCUCGUAUCUCGAGCACAGCAUCGUCGCGAUCGAAGAAAGAUACGGAUCCACAAGCAUAGAAGUUUGCAACGAAUUGAACAAGUUGACGGAUAUAUGUAUUAAAUAUUUGCAGGAAGAAUCCAACACGGCGUCCAAGUUUUACAAAAACACUUUGAAAAAGACUCGGCGGUAUCUGAAUCAAGCUGAGGAAAUCAUAGACAUCACUUACGGUCCGUGGAAUGAAGUUUACCAAGAAAUAGCCGUGAAGAAACAGAUUCUUUCCUCGAUUUUAGAAAACUUCAACGUCUGAUACAUAAAAUGUGAUGCAUAAAUACAUGACGGAUGAAUAAAUACAAAGCUAUGAAAUAUCUGUUACACGUAUCAUCAUGUAUUUCUUGGUAAUGACAUGAAAAGAAGUUUUAUCAUUCUAUUUUGCUGUACAUAUACAUACAUGUUUAUUCUCUUAUUUUUUUUAAAUUAUUUAUAUUUAUAUACCAUGCCAUUAUUUAAAGAUACGAAAAGCAUGUGUGAUAUUGUAAAUUUUAUUUUACUCGAGUUACUUAUUGUGCUUUUCAUUAAAGACUGUUUGAAAAGAAUAUUUUUUUUAUUUUUUAUUUAUAUCGCAAUAUAUAUACACUUUGACAAAUUUAAACUUGCACAUUCGUUUUACGCUGAUGUUCUUCAAGAUGUUUGAGUUUGAUUUUUUUCGUUAUUGUUCCUUUUCAAAUGAUUUACAAUUUAAUAUUAAUUAUACUGCCGUACUGUAUGUUAACGCAAAUCACAAUAUUACUUUUUACUUUUAACGUUAAAGAAUCUUCUAUUAAUUUUGUAUUUGACUUAACAGUAUUUUGCUCUU